ACAAGCCGCCAUUUUGUUUGUGCGGACAGAAACAGGAGGAGAUAACCGAGAGAAGGAGCGACUCCGGCAACCGAGGUCUGCCGCUCCGGGAACCGCCGGUGGAGGAAAGCGCGGCGAGAUCCCGUCCGUGUUACCGGGGAGAGCGAAGAAGCAUCGCCGAGGAGAAAGAUAAAGAAGACGGCGGCGGAGCGAAAAGCCAGCGGGUGAUAAAUAAAUAUCUGUAUCUACAUGAAUGUCUGCAUGAGAAGGAAAUACUCCGAGAAAACCGAGGAAGGGGGUGUUUUUGCGGAGAGGGGAGGCGGAAGAGAGCCGUGUGUUAGAACCAGGAAAAACCUGCGGGAAACAGCAACAUGAAAAAUCAUUAUGUGUCCGUGGCGGAGGAAGGAAAGAGUCCGCAUAGACAAUUAUAUAAAUAAAUUGCUGCCGGGCAGGAGGGAGAGGUGGAAAGAAAGACGGGUUUAAAGAGAAGGGGGGCAAUCUCCAUCACAAAGAGUCAACCCGAGGAUUUGGAGAUAUUUUCCGGGGGUGUCAACAUCAUCGUGCCGAUCUGGAGCUUUCCGCUUCCGAAACAGCCAUCACCUCUCACCGCCUCAUUUUAUCACGUUUUCUCGCCUCCGCCGCGCUCCUGUUUUUUUUUUUAUUACGCGCUUUUCUGUUCCUCUUCGCCUGCACGAACAAGACAUCCAGCGACCGACAAGUAUAUAUACACGUUUGUUGGUGUAUCGGAAGGCGGAUAUUUAACAGUUUUAAAAAAAAAUAAUAUCUGGGAGUUUUUACAUCGAGGAGGAGGAACCUCAUCUGGAGCCCAGGAGACCCCCACACAACGUCCUCUGCAAAAUACAACUAAUUGGAUCAAUCUGACUGGCCUGAUUGGCAAUUAGCGUUGAUUUUUUUUCCCUGCAUCGAAGAGAUAAAGUGCAUCGACUGCACAAGAGCAGUGAUUUCUUUUUUUUUUCUUCAAGAUUUUCUAUUUUCAACCCCCGCUGACUGCAAAAGGGGUUGCAACAACCAAAUGUGCAAUACCAGUCUGUUCUCCCUGACCCAGUGCCUUGCAUGGUCAAACACUAAGUGCACAUUCUAGUCUGCAUGCACAUGCAAAAGAAAACUCCGCGUUUGGGAGUAGACAUCUGCAAUAGAUGCUCUUUUUAUCCGAGUGAUUGCAAAGCGUGGGACUCCGCUGUUUUUCCCCCCAUCUAUCUGCCAAACCAAUGCAAUUAGUUGUUUCUCGGUGUUUCACUUGAAAACACCACUUACACUUGAACUGUAUUCUAACUGUGGUCUCCUCCACACAGAACGACUGCCUUCUUGGUUUGGGGACAUAAAGGAAUCGGUGGCAGUGAGAUGCCUGCUCAGGUGAGAGAGAAAUGCUCACCGCGGAUCUCAUAACUGUUGCAUGAGAUAUCUGCUACCAGAAGUUCACACGGGACAACUCCUGGGGUUUUUUUUGGGGGGGGGGUCACAGUUUCCAUUUUGCACCGACACACUUCUGGAGCGUUUCAGGUGUGAAGUAGAGGGUUUCUCCGCCGACGAUGGCGGGCAGGACUGCGUGCGCCAUGGAGGACGGAUCUUGGGACAGUCUAGUGUCGUAGAGGAGGCUACAUGAGGUUGUCAGAGGGCCGCACGCUUGCCUUUUUGCCGACUCCACGUUCCCACCUCCUCCUCCUCCUCAAAUCUGUGAAGAAACGAAAUCUCCGACAGGGGAGGGGGACUGAUCUCUGCAUAGAGGAAUAAACCGAAAGGGAAGGAGUCCAGUCCCGCUGUCUUCUCCCCUACCGUCCCCCGAGCGGUGGGGGAACGAUCAGAAGAUUUUUCUUAAGGGCACAAGGAGACGCAAAUUAGGGAAAUACGUUUGCCCUCCGUGGACCUUCUGCAUUUUUAAUUCGUCAAAAAUAUGGCCGAUAAUGUCCUGGAUUCCGGCCCGCCUUCAGCUAAGAGGCCCAAGCUGUCCUCUCCAGCUCUCUCGGUGUCUGCGAGUGAUGGAAACGAUUUUGGCUCAUUCUUUGACCUGGAGCACGACCUCCCAGAUGAGCUAAUAAGUUCCUCGGACCUGGGUCUGACCAACGGAGGGGAUGCCAGCCAACUCCAUACCACUCUCGGAGGUAUCGGAGGUAUUGGUUUGGGAGGAGGCCAGGAUGCAGCUGCCAAACACAAACAGCUGUCUGAACUCUUGCGCGCUGGAGCCCCAGCACAGCAGGGUGGCCCUGCUUCCAACAGCACAGCACCUGGGGCUUCGAUGGGGAUGAUGGGGGUUGUCAGCGUUUCCCCUGGUGGACCUCAAGCCAUGCCCCCCCACGGCCAGCAGCAGCAGCAACCUGGAUUAAUGCAGCAGGUUGGGAUGGUUGGAGGUAUGGCAGCUCUCAAUCGAGCAGCUUCCAUGAUGGGUAACCAGAAGGGUAACACUGGACAGCAGGGGCUGAUGGGGGGGCAGGUGAUGAAUGGCUCACCGAGAAUGGGUUACCCUGGCAAUGCAGGCAUGGGUAACAGUAGUAACCUGUUGGCGGAAACCCUGCAGCAGCAGCCAAUGGGACCAGGAGGUCAAGCAGGGAUGAGACCACAGCAACCUGGAGCACUGAACAAGAUGAGUAUGAUGGCCAACGCGGGCCCCUAUGGUGGUCCGUACGGCCAAUCUGCUGGCCAGGGGCUGCCUGGAGCAGGGCUGGGCCCGCAGCUCCAGAAUAAGGCAGGUCUGCCCAACAAUAUGGCCAAUCAGUUCAACAUGGACAAGAAGGUGCCUCCGGGUCAAGGCAUGCCUGGAAUGCCCUCUCAGCAGCAGCAACCUGGAGCGGUUGGCGGCGUAUCUGUCGGUGGAGCAGCAGCAGUGGGGGGGCCGCAGGUUGGGCUCAAUGUCGUAGGGGCAGGUCCCGGCACAGCGCCCCCUACUGCAGACCCUGAGAAGCGGAAGCUAAUUCAACAGCAGCUGGUGCUCUUGCUCCACGCGCACAAGUGCCAGCGGAGGGAGCAAGCCAACGGCGAAGUACGACAGUGCAACCUGCCACACUGCCGCACCAUGAAGAAUGUGCUGAACCACAUGACUCAUUGCCAGGCUGGCAAGUCCUGCCAGGUGGCACACUGUGCCUCAUCCAGACAGAUCAUCUCUCAUUGGAAGAAUUGCACACGACAUGACUGUCCUGUAUGCCUGCCACUGAAAAACGCUGGAGACAAGAGGAACCAGCAGUCUCUCCUCAACAGUGCAGGGGUGGGUUUGGUGAACUCUUUAGGGUCAGGGGUACCAGGUGGACAGUCCAACACGCCCAGUCUGAACCCCCCCAACCAGAUUGACCCCAGCUCCAUUGAGAGGGCCUAUGCUGCGCUGGGUCUCACUUACCAGGGAAACCAGAUGCCACAGCAGCAACAGACCAAUAUGCCAAACCAAGGGCUGCAGGGGCAACCUGGAAUGAGGACUCUAAACACCAUGGGAGGAAACUCUAUGGGAGUGAAUGGUGGAGUGGGAGUGCAGUCCCCGAACCAGCAGUCUACACUACUGCCAGACGCCAUGUUGCACAACAGCAUGAAUGUACAGAGUUUGAUGAAUGAUAGUGUGGGGAACCUGGGAUCCAUGCCCACAGCAACUCCUCCUUCUGCUGCAGGCAUGAGGAAGUCCUGGCAUGAGGACAUCACACAGGACCUCCGUAACCACCUUGUCCACAAGCUCAGUGUACAGGCCAUCUUCCCUACUCCUGACCCAGCUGCACUGAAGGAUCGGCGGAUGGAGAAUCUGGUGGCUUACGCUCGAAAAGUAGAGGGUGACAUGUAUGAGUCAGCCAAUAGUAGGGCGGAGUACUACCACCUGCUGGCAGAGAAGAUCUACAAGAUCCAAAAGGAGCUGGAGGAAAAGAGGAAGACGCGGCUCCAGAAGCAGGGCAUGAUGCCCGGCCAACCUGGAAUAGGCUCCCCAGGCCUCCCACAGGGGCCUCCAAGCAUGGGACAGCCGCCCAUGAUCCCGGGGCAACCCCCAAAUGGUCCUCACAUCGAUCCGUCCAUGGUCCGACCAGCCGGACCCAAUCAGAUGGUCAGCAGGAUGCAGAACCCAGCAGGAAUGAACCAGUUUGGUCAGAUGGGGAUGCAGUCGAUGGGUCAGAGGUCGACCCCUCCUCUUCCUCUUAAUUCUCCAAUGAAUCAGAUGGGUAUGGGUGCACCAAGAAUGAACCAGCCCAAUGCCACACAGUUACAGAACCAGUACCUCCCCCAAGGCCAGUUUCCUGGGUCCAGUCCUGGACUUGGUUCUGGUCCUGGUGGCAUGAACCAGCCCGGGCCACAGACUACAGUGCCACAGCAGAACCAGAUGUCAACGCCGCCUUCCCUCCCAGCCAGUAGUCCUGCACCACAGUCUGCCUCUUCUGCUCCAGGCUCUGGGACCCCUGGAGGCUCCAUGGGGCCUGGAAGUGCCACCGGUGCUGGGCCUCUACCCAGCCUGCCGCCAUCCUCCACCCCCACCCAGCCCAACUCCUACCCGCACUGCCCGUCCAUCCGAACAAACUCACCAUCACCAGCUCGCAGCUUAACGCCUCAACCUCAUCAAACCCCCCCCACGUUACCUGGUUCUCAAACCCCACAGCCACAUACUCCUAGCACACCUCAGCUACCACCUCAGCAGCACCCCCAGCAGCAGCAGCAGCAACAACAACAGCAGCAGCAGCAGCAGCAGCAGCAGCAGCAGCAGCCUGAGAAGGCCGGUCAGCAGACGCUUGGGGGUGUGGGGGCUUCCUCAGGCCCCCAAUCAGGUCAGGCUUCUUCAGUGCCUAACCAGAAUGCUCAUGUGCCACCACAGCUGCCCAAGACCCCACUGUCAGCGAAGCCUUCUCUGACAGCAGAGGUAUCCUCCCCAGCCUCGGUCAACAGCAGCACUGAUGCCAGCUCCCAGCCAGCACCAUCAAAUGGCCCUGCUGCCAGCCAGGAAGAUGUUAAAAUGGAUGUGAAGAAGCAGGAGGAGGAUGAUGAUGGGACUGACUCACAAGGAGAGGGCAAAGGGAAGAUGGGAAAGGGUCAGCCUGACGUGAAGACAGAGGAGAAACCUGAAAUAAAGAAAGAGAAGCUGUCGUCAGAUGGGUGUAAAGGGGAGCCCAUGGAUACAUCUUCAUUCUCGACGACAUCGUCGGUAGCAACAGGUGAAGACAAGAAGCCGGAGGUGAAGAAGGAGCCCAAAGAGGAAGAGGAGGGGUCAGGGUCAACAUCCACUAGCAGCUCCCCAGCCAGCUCUCAGUCUAAGAAGAAGAUCUUUAAGCCGGAGGAGCUGCGUCAGGCUCUGAUGCCCACGCUGGAAGCUUUGUACCGGCAGGACCCUGAGUCCCUGCCCUUCCGUCAGCCGGUGGACCCCCAGUUACUGGGAAUACCCGUACGUAUUCGAACUAGUAACAAAACUAACCUGGACUACUUUGAUAUUGUGAAGAACCCCAUGGACCUGUCAACCAUCAAGAGGAAGCUGGACACAGGACAAUACCAGGAGCCGUGGCAAUAUGUCGACGAUAUCUGGCUGAUGUUCAACAACGCCUGGCUCUACAACCGCAAGACGUCACGUGUGUACAAGUACUGCUCCAAGCUGGCUGAGGUGUUUGAGUCUGAGAUCGACCCUGUCAUGCAGGGCCUGGGAUACUGUUGUGGGAGGAAGUUUGAAUUUUCCCCUCAAACUCUAUGCUGCUAUGGAAAACAAUUAUGCACCAUCCAACGUGAUGCUGCGUACUUUAGCUACCAGAACAGUUCACCAAAAUAUGGGCUUCUUGCUGACAGGUACCACUUCUGUGAGAAGUGUUUCAACGAAAUCCAGGGCGAGUGCGUUUCCCUGGGGGACGACCCCUCUCAGCCUCAGACGUCUAUCAACAAAGACCAGUUCCAACGAAAGAAGAACGACACACUUGAUCCCGAGUUGCUUGUGGAAUGUAUUGACUGCGGUCGUAAAAUGCACCAGAUCUGUGUCCUGCAUCAUGAAACCAUAUGGCCUUCAGGCUUCACAUGUGACAACUGCCUCAAAAAGGCAAACAAGACACGGAAAGAGAACAAAUACGCAGCUAAAAGACUUCCCCAGACCAAGCUGGGGGGCUAUUUGGAGAUGCGCGUGAACGACUACCUCAAGCGACAGUGCCACCCCGAAUCUGGCGAUAUCACCAUCCGAGUCGUCCAUGUCUCGGACAAGGUGGUUGAGGUCAAGCCAGGCAUGAAGUCCAGAUUUGUGGACAGUGGAGAAAUGUCGGAGUCCUUCCCCUACAGGAUGAAAGCCUUGUUUGCAUUCGAAGACAUCGACGGAGCAGACGUGUGUUUUUUCGGCAUGCAUGUUCAAGAGUACGGCUCCGACUGCCCGCCUCCCAAUCAGAGACGAGUGUACAUCUCUUACCUGGACAGCGUGCACUUCUUCAAACCUCGACACCUCAGGACAGCUGUCUACCAUGAGAUCCUGCUUGGCUACCUGGAGUAUGUCAAGAGGCAGGGGUUUACAACGGGUCAUAUCUGGGCCUGUCCACCCAGUGAAGGGGAUGAUUACAUCUUUCACUGCCAUCCGUCGGACCAGAAGAUCCCCAAGCCAAAGCGCCUGCAGGAGUGGUACAAGAAGAUGCUGGACAAGGCUGUGUCUGAGCGCAUUGUCCAUGAUUACAAGGAUGUUUUCAAGCAAGCGACAGAGGACCGGCUGACCAGCCCCAAGGAGCUGCCAUAUUUUGAGGGCGACUUCUGGCCAAACGUGCUGGAGGAGAGCAUCAAGGAGCUGGAGCAGGAGGAGGAGGAGAGGAAGAGAGAGGAGAACAGUACCUCCACUGAGAGCACAGAUGCUACAAAAGGAGACAGCAAGAAUGCCAAAAAGAAGAACAAUAAAAAGACGAGCAAGAACAAGAGCAGCUUGAGCCGAGCCAACAAGAAGAAACCGGGGAUGCCCAAUGUUUCCAAUGACCUUUCUCAGAAACUCUACGCUACCAUGGAGAAACAUAAGGAGGUUUUCUUUGUCAUCCGCCUCAUUGCCGGACCCACAGCCAACUCCCUGCCCCCCAUCACUGACGUAGACCCGCUGAUGGCCUGUGACCUGAUGGAUGGCCGCGACGCCUUCCUGACUCUGGCCAGGGACAAGCACCUGGAGUUCAGCUCUCUGAGGAGGUCCAUGUGGAGCUCCAUGUGUAUGUUGGUGGAGCUGCACAACCAGAGCCAGGACCGCUUCGUUUACACUUGCAAUGAGUGUAAACACCAUGUGGAGACCCGCUUCCACUGCACCGUCUGCGAGGACUAUGACUUGUGCAUCACCUGCUACAACAUUAAAGGUCAUGAGCACAAGAUGGAUAAACUGGGGCUUGGGCUGGAUGACGACAGCAACAACCAGUCAGCAGCAGCUACUCAGAGCCCUGGAGACUCCCGUCGUCUAAGCAUCCAGCGGUGUAUUCAGUCGCUGGUCCAUGCGUGCCAGUGCCGCAACGCCAACUGCUCUCUGCCGUCCUGCCAGAAGAUGAAGCGUGUUGUUCAGCACACAAAAGGCUGCAAGCGCAAGACGAAUGGUGGCUGCCCCAUCUGCAAGCAGCUCAUUGCUCUGUGCUGCUACCAUGCUAAACACUGUCAAGAGAACAAAUGUCCAGUCCCGUUCUGUCUGAACAUCAAGCAAAAGCUGCGGCAGCAGCAGCUACAGCACAGGCUCCAGCAGGCACAAAUGUUAAGGAGAAGAAUGGCCAGCAUGCAGAGGGUCGGGCAGCCCGCUGGUGGGCCACCCGGAGGACCUGUUGUUGGACUUCCAUCACCAGGGAACAAUGGUAGCACAGCACCAAGUACCCCUACGUCUGGAGGAACCCAGCCCCCAACUCCCCAGACACCAACUCAGACCAUGCCUCCAGUCCCGCAACAGGGAAUGGGUCCAGGACCUGGAGUCCAGCAACAGCAGCAAGGUGGGAUGCCCUCACAAAGUGGCAUGCCUCCUCAACACCCCCUUCACCACCAGUUUCAGCAGAUGGCGACGGCCGGAGGUGGUGGGGCUGGUGGGAUAAUGAGUUCUCCCCAACAUCAGCAGCAGAUGCUUCAAGUCCAACAACAACAACAACAGCAGCAGCAGCAGCAGCAGCAUAGUGGAGCAGGGACCAACCCUCAACAAAUCCAACAGCACCCGAACAAUUUGCCUCCAUAUGCCAGCAGACCUCCAGGCUCCUCCCCAAUCCAUCAGUCCCAGGGCAAACCAGUUCUUGGGUCUGCAACACCUCCCCAGCCACAGCCUGGUGGCACUGUCAUGGCUGGAAGUAUUGGGGGCCAGCAACCUCCUAACCAGCCCCAGGCCCAGCCUCCCCUUUCACAGCAGCAACAGCAGCCUCCUUCUGGGCCUCCACCGGCAGCAGUAGAAAUCGCCAUGAAGAUCCAACAGGUAGCUGAUGCUCAGAGAAAGAUGGCUCUGCAACGACAAGCCGCCCAGGCAGCUGCAGGCUUGAUGCCUCCUCACCCGCACCAUCAACAGGGUCAAGGUCAACAGAUGGCCAUGGGACACCCAGGGGCAGUAGGGAUGGUUGGACCUCAGGGCAUGCCACAACAGACGGCCGCAGUGGCAGCUGCUCGUGCCCACAUGGAUCAACAACAAAGCGCUGCACCAGGCAUGAUGGUUGGUCCUGGGGGGCCCAUGCAGCAAACCCCUCAGCAGGGUAACCUACCCCAGGGCCCACUCCCCCCUCAAAUGCAGCAGAGGAUGGGUGCACCACUUCAAAACCCUCAGCAGCAGCAGCAGCAACAGCAGUGGGCAGCCCAGGGGAUGCCACCCCAGCAGAGACAAGCUAUGAUGAACCAAAUGAGCCAUCCAGCCAUGAUGGCAGCUCAGCAGCAGCAAAUUCAACAACAGCAGCAACAACAACAACAACACCAACAACAACAACAACAGCAGCAGCAGCAGCAGCAGCAACAGCAACAACAGCAGCAGCAGCAGCAGCAACAACAGCAGCAGCACCACCAACAAGCUCAGGGCCAUGCUGCCUUGAUAAACAUGGCACAGCAGCAAGGUGCCGGUGUCCCAGGGGGAGCUGUCCCUGGAGCUACUGGUGUCAGCAUCCCCCAGGCUGCCCUCCAAGACCUGUUACGGACUCUCCGCUCGCCUAGCUCACCGAUCCAGCAGCAGCAAGUCCUCAACAUCUUGCGGUCUAAUCCACAGCUCAUGGCUGCUUUUAUUAAGCAGAGGGCUUCAAAAUACAAGGGGGUGCAGGGGGCUCCAGGUGGACCGGGUGUCGUGCCGGGAGGUCCUGGACCCACAGGGGGUCCUGUUGGUAAUGUCAUGGCAGGAGGGGGACCACAGGUGAACAUGAAUUCUGCAGGCUCCGGUCAGCCUGGGAUGCAUAUGGCAGGUCAGGGAGGGACGAAUGUCAACAUGGCCACUAUGGCCCAGCUACAGCAGCAGCAGCAACAGCAGCUGCAACAGCAGCAGCAACAGCAACUUCAGCAACAACAGUUACAACAGCAACAGCAGUUACAACAGCAACAGCAGUUACAACAGCAACAACAGUUACAACAGCAGCAACAGUUACAACAGCAGCAACAGAGGCCAAUGCUCAGUAGUUUACAACAACAACAAGUGGCAGCUCUGCAGCAGCAACAACAGCAACAACAACAACAACAACAACAACAACAACAGCAGCAGCAGCAACAACAACAGCAACAGCAGCAGCAGCAGCAGCAAGGGGGAGGAAGGGGUAUGCAUGGCCAGGGGCCACAGAUGGGAAAUCUCAACACUACCCAGUUUAGAGAGAUGCUCAUGAGGAGGCAUCUCCAGCAGCAGCAACAACAACAACAACAGCAACAGCAGCAGCAGCAGCAGCAACAAAUGGGAGUAAAUCACGGUCAGUUCCAGCAGCCACAACCACCACAGGGGCAGAGCUACAUGGGACAGUCUGGGAUGCAGCCUCCAACAGGGGGACAGGGCCAGCCUGGAGGUCCUCCUCAUGGCGCCCAGCAGCCUGGUGGUCCCCCAGGCCAGCAGGGGCAAGGUUACCCAGGAUCUGUGGCCCAGCAGCAAGCUACAGCUGCACUGCAGCAUAGGCUCCAGCACCAGCACCACCUCCAGAUGCAGCAGCAGAAUGCCAUGGCUGGUCUGCCAGGGGGCGAUGCAGGGCCAGGUGUGGGAGGUCCUCAGCAGCCAUCUCAAGGCCCUCAGCCCACUCAAGGUGGCCCUCCAUCUUCUCAAGCUCUGCUACAACAGGCCCUCCACCAGAGGCUGCUCCAGCAGCAGCAGCAGCAUCUUGGCCCCGGCGGGUCACCGGCCCAGCACAGCAAUCCCAUGAGUCCUCAGCAGCCGCAGCAGAUGGCCCAGUCCCCGCACCUGCAGGGCCAGACAAUGCCCACAUCGCUGGCUAACCAGGUGCGAUCUCCACAGCCCUCCCCCAGACCUCAGUCCCAGCCACCGCACUCCAGCCCGUCCCCGCGCAUGCAGCCCCAGCCCUCCCCACAUCACAUCUCUCCUCAGAUGCAGACGGGUUCUCCUCACCCAGGCCAUCUGAACCAGCACCACCCAGGCAUGGGGGUCCCUCCACAACAACAGCAGCAACAGAACUCUAUGGAGCAGUUUGGGUCGGACCAGAGCGCCAUGUUAUCUCAGCUGAGUGGCAUGGCCGGUCUCCACGGACCAGGGGGAAACAGUCAGGACCCACUGGGCCAGAAUAUGAAUCACAACCCUUUAGACAUCAUGUAGGAAUUCUACUAACGUGUCAUGUUGAGCUGAAAUGCUCCGUGAUUCUUCGCACAAACUGCACUCACCCAGGACAGUGUUAUUGUUAUUACUUAGCCUUUCUUUUUUAUACUAUUAUUAAAUGUUAUUUAAAAUGUUUUCAAUAAAGAUGCAUUGAACUGAACUUCCUAUGGGAGAUGAACAAUAAAUCAAGCAGUCGUUAAAUGAAUUAGAAUAAAUGAAUUGUAAGUUAUUGCUGUUAAUAUAUUUUUUUGCCAAUCGUGGACAGAGAGGGGGGGCGGUUUCUCGAGCAGCCUCCUCACCUCCACAUCUUGCUGAAUAGAAGAAAGGUCAUAUUUUCGGGGGUAAAUAGGAGAACUUGCCUUUUUUAAGAAAUGUUUUUAAGGUUUUAAACGUGGUCAAGAUUAAAGAGGAAAUGAUUUAAUGCAAAGAACUUUUUUAUCGGUUUUGUUUCCCAUCAUUCAGUCUGUCUAUUUCUGUUUUGCAGAGUGAUGUGGAUUAUUAUUAUUAAUAUUAUUAUUGUAAAUCCAAACAUGAUGCAUAUCCUCCUUUUCAAAUGUUUGGGUUUGCUUUAUUUAUUGUUUUCUCUAAAGGGGGUGGGGCGGGGGUGUUAUGUACCCUGAGACUGCUUAAAUUUGUAUAGAAAUAUAUUUUUGUUAUUGACUGUCGGGAGGGGCGGGGGGGGGGGCGUUAGUUCUUGUUUCACUUCGCUGUAGCCGUCUUUAGUUGGGUCUGUCCAGGUGGGGGAGAAAGAAAUGUCAGUGUUUUAUCGCAGCGGUUGAGGGUCUGCUGUGAGUUUGAGAUGUUGAGCGGACACAUCGUGGCGUCUCCACCAGCCUCUGCGUUGGACAUCGGCCAUGCUGGAAGGGACUAAUCCCUCGCAAACAUGCAAGCCCUCUCCCUCGAAUGUGUGUGCACUCCUUCCUUUUUAAAGACACUUAAUAUGGAGCAGUGGAGGCUUGGGGAGGGGGGGUGCAUACCUGUGUGCCUGUAACAUUUUGAGUACAUGAGCUGGGACAUGGAGAAAAGAAACUGGGUGGGGUGGGCUCCUUUUAGUGUUUUUAGGAUUCUACUGUUUGGAGUAAACAGAAGAUUUUGAUCCAAAUGAACUGUGUUGCACAGAAAUGAGGAGAAAGUCUCCGUGUCUUUCUGCCUCGGCCCCGUUGCUGCUUCCCUCGGACUUUAAAUCCCCUCCCUCCCUCCCUCCCUCUUCUACGAGAAAGUUGAUCUCCCUUCCUCCUCAACUCCAUCUUUAUCUUUCUGAACUUUGGGAUUUUAAUUUAAUAUUUUUUACUGUACAAAGAAACACAAACUGU
Paralichthys olivaceus (Japanese flounder) is the source of this 11928-nucleotide messenger RNA. The record is from RefSeq and is a predicted model, not a curated record. Lineage: Eukaryota; Metazoa; Chordata; Actinopteri; Pleuronectiformes; Paralichthyidae.